Molecule: messenger RNA, 330 nt
Organism: Trichoderma citrinoviride
Lineage: Eukaryota; Fungi; Ascomycota; Sordariomycetes; Hypocreales; Hypocreaceae
Exons: 1
Coding region: 1-330 (109 amino acids)
Source: RefSeq, a predicted model, not a curated record
AUGUGCAACGUGACCUUUUUCCAGCACAAGACCUGCAAGCACAUCUGGGCCAUCCUGUCCCACCCCUGCGGCCCCCUGAUGAACUUUUACACGUGCGCCUCCUUCUGCGACGGAGCGGCGGCGGGCGUGAAGACGAAGGCGACGCCGGGGUUCUACAAGACGCAGAGCAGGGCGUGUCCGAGGUGCGACUUGGGCGGCAUGUAUGAUCGCGGGACGGUGAGGAUGGUGGAGAGGAUGGGAUGGGGGUUGCACUGGGGUUUGGAUCCGGAGGGCGGGGAUUGGGCUGUUGAGGUGAGGAUGGGGGAGGCGAGGGGGUGUGUGAUUCUGUAA